Fusarium falciforme is the source of this 1026-nucleotide messenger RNA. RefSeq lists its product as hypothetical. NCBI's taxonomy places the organism in Eukaryota, Fungi, Ascomycota, Sordariomycetes, Hypocreales, Nectriaceae. The transcript has a single exon. The record is from RefSeq and is a predicted model, not a curated record. Bases 1 to 1026 code for a protein of 341 amino acids.
AUGAAGAGGUCCCAGAGAAGUUCCCACCCAAGCAGACCCGGUAGAUUCCACACAUACAGGAACAUUCUUCGCCGUGCGUUCGUUGGGCAGCUGGAGGCAGGCUUUCACCCCUCCAGGGCCCAGCGCAGGCCGAGGCGCCCUGUUUCCCGCCAGGUCCCGGUCAGUCAACCAACAGAGCACCUGCAGAACCCUGAUACAUCCUCUGCUCUUCCAUACUUGACUCCUUUACCCUUUGGCGUUUCUGGAACCCCUCUGGCCAACACACCUCAACCUCCCAUAGCGGAGGACCAACCGGCCUCCUCCUAUCCCGAUCCCAACUUGUUCAGUCUCGACACCACUCUCCAGCUUCCGGCCUCUGCUGGAUAUAAUGCCAACGGCUUUGCGCUUGGAAGUUCAGCAAACAUGGAUCCUAACAAUACACAUGGCUAUAGCCACCAGCCAUCUCAUCCUACCUGGAGUGCCUCCGACGUCCACGUUGGAACAACCGAUACGUUGACCUAUACCAAUACUCUACCUAUUGAAGCCGGGACAACCCAAGACUGCCAUGGCAUGAGCGACUUUUCUUUACAGACCCACUACCCUCAGAAUACGUUGAACCAAGGAACCUUGGGCCAGCAGCCUCAGCCCCCUCAUGACCUGCCGCCUUCGUCCUUCAGAAUCAGGGGACCGAACCGACUCUGGAUAGAUGUCCCAGUUCUUUUCAUGCUCAACAUCCGGCCUAGCUUCCUCAUGCCAGGCGCUGCCGAAGAUUCCGGCUGGAACGUUUUUGAGCCUUUGCCUCCCGGAACCCAUUUCCAGGCCUGGACCCAAGAUGGACCCAUACUCCCCAAGGAGUCGGUCAGAGUUGACAUCGAGGAGAGCAUCUUUCUCUCCCAAGUGAACGUCGACAUUCCCGUCUACCCGUUCCCGCAGCCUUUAUGGACGAGUGCCAGACUGAUUGUGGGCCGGAACCUGUACCGAAGGCUGUUUGGGCGGCGAGCAAACGCCUCUACCUCUACCGUUGAAGCGCCCAGACAUCGGCGCUGA